Messenger RNA from Thunnus maccoyii (southern bluefin tuna), 1525 nucleotides. RefSeq names its product thyrotropin-releasing hormone receptor. Gene Ontology annotation, biological process: phospholipase C-activating G protein-coupled receptor signaling pathway. Gene Ontology annotation, molecular function: thyrotropin-releasing hormone receptor activity. The record is from RefSeq and is a predicted model, not a curated record. Bases 1 to 1176 code for a protein of 391 amino acids. Gene Ontology annotation, cellular component: membrane. The transcript has 2 exons. Lineage: Eukaryota; Metazoa; Chordata; Actinopteri; Scombriformes; Scombridae.
AUGGAGAACAACACAACCAUCUUUCAGGAUGUCACUAAGCUUGUAAAUCUGACACAAAUACCUUUGAACCCUCUUGAAGAGCAGGUCAUAACAAUAUUUUUGACCAUGCUCAUCUGUGGAGUUGGGAUUGCUGGGAAUAUCAUGGUGGUGCUGGUUGUGCUGCGCACUAAACACAUGGUGACCCCGACUAACUGCUACCUCGUUAGCCUGGCUGUCGCAGACCUCAUUGUGCUCCUGGCUGCGGGGCUGCCUAAUAUCUCUGAUGUUGUCGCCUUCUGGAUUUACGGCUACACAGGAUGCUUGUGUAUAACUUACCUUCAGUACCUGGGCAUCAAUGUGUCGUCCUGCUCCAUCACAGCGUUCACCAUCGAACGAUACAUCGCUAUUUGUCACUCCAUAAAGGCACAGUUCAUAUGUACCGUUUCCCGCGCCAAGAGGAUCAUAGCUGGAGUCUGGGUGUUCACCUCGCUCUACUGCAUCAUGUGGUUCUUUUUAGUGGACACAGAUGAAACCGUCUAUACCAAUGGAGUGGUGGUUACCUGUGGCUACCGUGUCUCCAGGAGCCUUUACAUGCCAAUCUACUUCCUGGACUUCACUUUGUUCUAUGUGAUCCCGCUCGUUGUGGCAACUGUGCUGUACGGGCUCAUCGCCAGGAUUUUGUUCAUGAGCCCUCUGCCCUCUCAUCUCAACGACAGAGACGGAGGAGGGUCGGUUCACCAGGGUCACUCCAACAGUACUAACAAGGCCAAUAAGGGUGCAGUCUCUGCAAGGAAACAGAUAACUAAGAUGCUGGCUGUGGUGGUCGUCCUUUUCGCCUUGCUGUGGAUGCCUUACCGAACACUGGUGGUGGUCAACUCCUUCAUCGACCCUCCUUACCACAACACAUGGUUCCUGCUCUUCUGCCGGAUGUGCAUCUACACCAACAGUGCCAUCAACCCUAUCAUCUACAACCUCAUGUCGCAGAAGUUUCGCGUCGCGUUCAAAAAGCUCUGCAAGUGCAACUACCAACACAAAGAGAAAGCGGCCGAGUACCGUGUGCCGAUGUAUUACAGCGUGAUGAAGGAUUCAUCUCAUGAGAGCAACGAGCUGGUUACAGACCAGGAGGAAGUGAGCAGCAAGGUCAACAGGAGGUUAAAUGUGAUGGAUGAUGAUACAAGCACAUUCAGCAUUUCUUAAAAAUGAGUCUCAUUUAGGAAAUUAUCUGUAAAAGUCCCUAAGAUUGUUGUUAUUUCUGCCAGUUAGAGUUAUUUAUUAAGGCUGAGAUCAUUGUUCUCUGUGACGGGGGUUUUGUUUGUGGUGUAGUAGUUGUCAUACUUUUGCAUCAGUAUUGUAACUGUGUUGUAAAUACUGGCUUUAGUGUACUUAAGACUGCUAGUGGGACAUUAUAGUGGCAUUGUAAUGUAUGUCAUCACUACAGAAAAAUGAGUGAGUUCUUUGAAAUGCUUUUGGAAAUAUUUAAAUAACCAUUUUUAGUGCUCAUAAACAAAAAAUUAAGUAAGAACGACUGUGAAAGAUGGACAUAUUA